GUCUGAAGCUGUUGAGCUGCUGAAGGCGUACAUACAGUACGAAGAUGCGAUGGAAAAGAAGCGAUUCGAUCUGCUGCUCUAUAAAGAAGUCGCUCACCAGACGGCACAUUCAUUGACGGGGGUCACCUUGUGUGCGCAUUUGUGUGUCGGUGUGUGUGUGUCGGUGUGUUAGACCUAGACAUGGUGGCGUCUGUCGCAGAAAAAGGAGGCAUACACGCACGCACGCACACACUCACACAAGUGCAGACACACCUGCGCUUGUUAUCUCCCUGUGUACCUUUGUGGUUUUCCACACAGAGAACGACAAUAUCAUCAAGUUCGAUCCGGAGAUCAUCAUGCUGGCGGGGAGUCUCGUUCCUGGCGCACGACUCAGCGACGUCAUUGCAAAGGGCGAGUAGACUCCUUGCCGCCACCGCUCACCAUUCACCGAAAGGAAGCGCACAACGACAGACAGACAGACAGACAGACAGACAGAGAGAGAGAGAGUGUGUGCGAUGGAGGUGUGUAUGUCAGUGUGCGAGCGGCUGUCGGUCGGUCCGUCAUUGUGUGUGUAUGUGGACAUAUACUAUAUUGUAACAUACAUCGUGCACCUGCCUGCCCGCCAAAGGAACCAUGCAUUAGUUUGUAGUGUGCCUGAGUGAGUGCGGUGGCCCGCACACUUCUCCAACACAGACGGGGUGGGUAAGCGAUGGUAGCUUGACAGACAGAGGGUCGGAUGGAUCACACGUGUAGCUCUCUGUUUGAGAAUUUUCUGUAUGGAUCUCACUCACCAUCUUCUUCCUUACCACCCCAUUCAUUCAAUACUCCUUCGUCUGCCAGUAUCAUGACGAUCCACACAGACGUACGAAAACAACCCCGAACAGACAGCCAAACUGCAUCUCCUCCCUCCCAGUCAACAAACCACCGGCCCGCCGGCCAUCGAGCUAGGUAUGUGUGUGUGCGCGUACCAGUGGGGAAACAAACACGAAAGAUCGUCCACGCACACGCACCUCACCCACCCCACCCUCCCACCCCUUCACACACGCACAGCACCGACUGCCAGCCAUGUAUACACACAUAUGCACACAUCAACCAUCCCUCCCUCCCUCCCUCCCUCCAGUCCCCUCCCUUCCUCCCCUACGGUGGGUGGAUGGGGGUAUGGGUGUUUGUGUGUCUGUAUCCUCAUGUGUCAGGGUCAGGUGAUGAAGAUGCGCCUGAUGUCGGUGAAGGGCUGUCGGCAUGGGGGGCACCUGCGCGAAUCUCUGUUCGGCGAGCAUCUUCAGCACAUAAUUGGCACACAACUCCUGGACACGCACGUGCACACACACAGAGGGAGAGAGGAAGAGAGGGAGGCAGAGAGAUAGAUGUGUGUGGUGUGGUGUGUUGUGUGUGGGUAUGUAAAGACAUACGUACCCGGUGUCCGCAGGGAAUGACUGCGUGUGUCGUGGCGGCCUUCCAGCAGAUGACGCACUCGAGCUUGCCGUCGUUCAGAUGCUCACACGCUACUUCGGCGUUUCGGUGACACACACAGACACACAGAUACAGACGACUCACACACGAGUGUAGUACGGUGUUGGGUGUUGGGUGUCACGAAGGCAUGGCUGCGCACCUCGGCCUCCGUGUGGAGGUCGGCUAUGCGCUUCAUGGCGGCCUGGCAAACACAUCAACACACACAUCCCCGCGCCGCAAGGUGGAUGCCCGCUUCUUCGCUGGAUGGGUGGGUGGAUGGAGUGUUGGGUACAUUACAUUCUUGACGGCGUUCAGGCGGGUGACCUCCUCAUCGAUCUGUCCAGAGAGCUUCAUGACGGCCGUCACCGAGCUCAACGAGCUGCAGUGCCGAGCUCAACGAGCUGCAGUGCUCCAGAGUGAGGCUGAUCGACACAUCCACACACACACACACACACUGGCAGCAGCACCCACUUACUUUGGGUCGGUGCUAGCUAGCACUGCUGCUGGGGCUGCUCGCAUCGGUGUUCGUAUUGUCAGCGGCGGUCGUGACACGCGAGUGCUCGGCUUCGAGAGCUUCAUGGACCGCCUGCAGGGCGGUGAGGGUCUCACGCACGGUUGACAGACUGAUGGAUCAUCACACACACACACGUAUACGCACACAAGAGAGGGAGAGGGAGGGGUGUGGGUGUGGGAAGGGGUGAGGGCUGGAUGAGGGAGAGCUUCGUACUUACCUCUGGUCAGUUUCUGCCUUCUCCUUGAGUGCGAUCUCUAGCUGCUGUCUGCACGACGUCAACUGCACACACAGAGGGAGAGAAGGAUGUCCGCAUGGAUGGAUAGAUGGAUGGAUGGAUGGAUGGAUCUGUGUGUGCGUACCUGAGCGCGUCAUUGCUCUGCCCGGCUUCCUGCAGCUGCUGUCUGCAAGCAGAAAUACCACACACGACACACACGAGCAUCUGUGUGUGUGAUGUGUGUGUGUGUGUGUGUGUGUGGAGGGGAGGGUACCUCAGUGCGUUCAUCUCCUCAGUGUCUGACGGCAAGUAGGCGCCCUUCUGACAGACAGACAGACAGACACACAGAGAUGUUAGCUUGUUUGACAUUCUCGAUGCUUCUGGCUGCUCGUGUGGCGCUCCUGCUCUCUGCUGCGCUUGCGCGUCCUCCCUCUUCGCACAUCUAAGCUCGCAUUCAUCGCUGGAUCGUGUUGGACAGACCGACAGGGGACUUGGCCGCCAGGCGCUCCCUGAAACCGCUGCUGCUGUCGCUGGAUCGCGAUGGCGCUGGUGUUGCUUCUGUUGCUGCGUGCUCUGUUUGCGGCCAACACCCUUGGCCACAGAGCGGACACGGUCUUCAUCGAGGGUCCCGCCCUGUUUCUGCCUCGGGGCAGAGGUCGCCGACACGUAAUAAGGUGGAAAGAAGAUCUCGAUGGUGUAGCAACACACAUCAGCGCGGUGUGCGAUGACAAAGAACGCGAGAUCGGCGGCUCUAUCUGACUCAGUGUGUCUGUGUGUGGUGUGUGUGUUGUGCAGCCUUGAGUGCGCCUGAUGGUGGCAUGGACACAGCCCCCGACGUGGUGGCCCCUGACGCAGAGGCUCCGUCUCCCUCCCGGCAGCCGCAGCGUGGCCCGCUGCCCAACCUGACGCUAUCGGAUGCUUUCCUGAAUGAGUGGAAGUUUUGGCAAAACGACUGGAGCCUCAGCAUCAAGUACACACACACACACACACACACUCGCCAAGCCAACGAGCGGAUGUGUGCGCGUGUGUGUCACGGUGUGCGUGUGUGUCAUCAUGUCAUCAGGAAGAUGUUUUCGUAUAAAGGGGAGCAGGACGACAUGAAUCUGCUGUUUUACGUGUGGCCCCUCUUGAUGGAGGUCAUGAGGCUGAGCGGCCGGCGCAUCCGCAUUUGGCUCGAGCACGACCCAUAUGGCCACCGCUUCAAGCACUUCAUCAUCGAGAAGGACGGCAGACAAGCAGAGCCCUCAGGCGGCCACACAUUCCUCCUCGUCUUUGGCAGAGAUCCCAACAUGUCGGGCCGGAAAUUCAUUGAAGCGCAGCUUCCCGUUGAAGACAUGCCUUACGGCGCCACCACCGUCGGCACCAGCCAUUGGUUCUUCUACAAGCACCACCGCAGCACGGGCAAGGUCGAGAAGAUCAAGAGGUUCUUUCUCCCCAGGGAGCCGCAGGAGGUCGUCGAUUUCCUGGUUUGGUGCCUCAACGAGGGGGAGAAGGAGACCCGAGAGAGGGCGGGGGAUGAGGGAGCAAAGCAAGGAGAGAGAGAAAGGGACGUCGAGAGGGAGCUGGAGGCCCUCCUUGCUGAGUUAGGUGUGGGAGUGAGCUGCCGCACCACCCAGCCAGCCAGGCGACUGGCGGACGGACGGGUGGUCGGCCAGAGAUCUGAAUAAGUGCAGCAUAAAUAAGCUGGUAGGCGUGUGUUUGUGUCUGUGUGUCUGUGGGUGUGUCUGUGUGCAUCUUGCUGCUGGCAAUGAAGUUUGCGUAGGCCGGCUGGCUGGUGUGUUGUGGUUUGUGUGUGUCAGCCUGACUGACAGACGGUUGGUUGCCUGACCUGUGGCUCAUUCAAUAGAUUGCCUGCCUGUCUGUCGUUGGUGUUGGAUCGGUC
This is a messenger RNA of Vitrella brassicaformis, 4038 nucleotides long. The record is from the annotation of a GenBank genome assembly. NCBI's taxonomy places the organism in Eukaryota, Vitrellaceae.